AGUUAUCGGAAUGCACGUUAAACAAGCUGCGAGCGCGCAUUGUACUGCAGGUCAAGUAACAAACAAAUAAUUAAAACGAAAUUCAUUUGUGUGCCAGCAACGAGAUGAAACGCAACAAGGACGAGGAGACCAAGGACGAGCAGCAGCCGCUGACCAGCAGCAAUGUGACGGUCAACAAAUUGAAUAAUAGUAACAGUAAUGCAUCAACAAAUAGCAAUAAUAAUUCAAUCGGUAACAACAGUAAUCCCAAUGAUGCCAAUGCAACGAGCGCUGCGGCAGGGACCGUGCGCACAACGGGUCGUGUAAAGAAACCAAAGCUCGUCUACGAUCCUUCCGAUAAUUACAUAUCACGCGUUGCUCGCACCUCACUACCGGCGGCAACAGCGAGUCCAGCAGGGGCAGCGGCAACUGUUGCUGCAACUGCCACAACUCCAACAAGUGCAGCAUCUCAGCAGCCCACGUCUCCAGCUCAACAGUCGCAGCCACAAACUCAGGUGCAAACGCCGCCAAAUGCUGCGGCAGACACAACGCCAGCCAACAACAGUGGCAACAUUGAUGAAUCUCUAGAGGCAGCCAAUUCCACGCCUAGCGGCGAGCAGCUGCGCAACUUCGACACCUGCAGCAAGUGCUCGAAAAGCGAACCUAAACGCGGCUCUGGCUACAAAAGCAAUUUCCUCGCCUGCAAAACAUGCGCCCUCAAAUGGCACUUUAAUUGCCUGCCGAUUGCUUUCGAGAUCCUGACCAAUGCACGCAAACGUUUCAAGUGCGACAAGUGUCGCCGGUGCCGCGUCUGCAGCAAUGCCAAGUUGCAGGAUCCGCAACAGCAACAGAUGCUUAUGUGCUGUGUGUGCGCGAAUGUUUAUCACUUGGAUUGCCAUUGGCCGAGUCUCGCAGCGAGCAAGCUAAGCGAUGUCAGCUGGAAAUGCAAUAGCUGUGAUCCCACCUACAAUGUCCAGGACAACGAAGACGUUGCCACCGGGCAACGAACGGCAUCGUCGUUAUCGCCGCCUCUGCCCCCCGCAGUUGCCGCGCAAAUCGAAAGCGGGACGCAAAAAGCGUGCCACCCCAGAUCCAGGGCCACCGAAUGCCAAGAAAAUUGCAUUAGCCAAGACGCAGCCGGAGGACCAAGAGCUCCAACAGCAACAGAAUGGCAGUCAGCUAGAGCAACAGUCAGAGCUAAUGCUAGACGACGAAAUGGAGCACAACAAAAUGAUGCUAUGCAAGUGGUAGCAACGUCAAAGAGUCCAGCGCCAACAUCACCACAAGCACUGGUAGCCGCAGAAUCCGCAUCGCCAUCAACAGCUAUUGCUGCCACAGUUGCAGACAUUGAUCUGUCAGAUGAAACGGUGCCAACUGAGCGACAAAAUGGUGAAGCAGUCACUGAUCUCACUGAGGAUGAGCCGCAGCAGCCAAUUGUCCAGAGCUGGAACGUGGAUCAGGUAGUCAGCUAUGUGGAGAAGUAUUAUCCGCAGGAGUCGAACAUAUUCAAGAGCCAGGAGAUCGAUGGCGCCGCAUUGAUGGUGCUGACGCGUCAGGAUAUCAUCGAUCGCUUUGGUCUCAAGCUGGGGCCAUCAUUGCGCAUCUAUCAGCUGGUGCUCAGCCUGCAGACGUCGCUCGAUGAUGUCACGCUCGGUUGGGUGGAAUAGCGACGAACUCAGAGAUGCGCAAUCUUGCCUAGUUUAUUUCAUUAAUUCUAUAAAUUUCUUGUAUUCGCUUGUUUCAAAGUUUUCGUUUCUCACUUUUUUUUCGUAGAAAUUAGCUUUGAGAUUAGUUUUAAGUGUCGCCAUAUACUCCAAGCAUAGGAGUACGACAACUAGAUAUAUAUAUACUUUACAUAUAUAUAUAUAUAAUUAUAU
This is a messenger RNA of Drosophila nasuta, 1856 nucleotides long. It is a transcript of the gene Lint-O, whose product is annotated as L(3)mbt interactor in ovarian somatic cells. Gene Ontology annotation, molecular function: histone binding; chromatin binding. Gene Ontology annotation, biological process: negative regulation of DNA-templated transcription. NCBI's taxonomy places the organism in Eukaryota, Metazoa, Arthropoda, Insecta, Diptera, Drosophilidae. Gene Ontology annotation, cellular component: nucleus. The record is from RefSeq and is a predicted model, not a curated record.